Molecule: messenger RNA, 809 nt
Organism: Caenorhabditis angaria
Lineage: Eukaryota; Metazoa; Nematoda; Chromadorea; Rhabditida; Rhabditidae
Source: the annotation of a GenBank genome assembly
AUGGGAAAGCCGAAGGGACUCUGUACGGCCCGUAAGCUUAAAACACAUCGCCAAGAGCAACGAUGGAACGAUAAGAGAUACAAGAAGGCUCAUAUUGGAACUCGCUGGAAGUCCAACCCAUUCGGAGGAGCUUCCCACGCCAAGGGAAUCGUUCUCGAAAAGAUGUGAGUUUGAAAUUCUUCUUCAUUCACAUGUUUUAUCUUGAAUUUCCUUCAGCGGAGUCGAAGCCAAACAGCCAAAUUCUGCUAUCCGCAAAUGCGUUCGUGUCCAACUCAUCAAGAACGGAAAGAAGAUCACCGCUUUCGUGCCAAAUGACGGUUGCUUGAACUUUGUUGAAGUGAGUUAUUUUUUUCUAUUUUUUUUUUACCUUUUACUUACAUCUCGUCUAUUUUACUGAAAUAGCAAGUUUACUUUUCUCCGAAUAAAAAAUCACUAAUUUUUCUGAACUAACUGUUAUCGUAGUUGUUUCAUGCGAGGUCCAGAGUCACCUUACCGGAUACGUGCGGGUUGGGUGCUAGGAUUGCUCGAAAAUAAAAUUGGGACAUUAUGCAAAUAGAACUCGCGUUCUGCUCUUCUAUUUCACCUCCGUUCCAGACAAUAAACUAGACGAGAAUAAAUCACCAUUAGUUCCACUCUGAUUCCCUAACUAUUACAUUUUCCAGGAAAACGAUGAAGUACUUGUAUCUGGAUUCGGUCGUUCCGGUCACGCCGUCGGAGAUAUUCCCGGAGUUCGUUUCAAGAUCGUCAAGGUCGCCAACACCUCCCUCAUUGCCUUGUUCAAGGGAAAGAAGGAAAGACCACGUUCGUAA